AUGGAUAAUAACUUUAAUCAAAAAUUUUUAAGUAAUAAUUUGUUAAAUUUGUUAAAAAGUUCUGAAGGUUUUGAUAUAAAAAUUAUAGUUGGUGAAGAGCCAAAUAUUAAGGAAUUUAAAGUGCAUUCACUUAUUUUAUUGUCAAAUUAUAUUUAUACUGAAAUAUUUUCUGUUGAAAAUAAUGUUAGCCUUAUUGACAUUUUUAUUUCUGCUAAUGAAAUUGAAUUACUUGAACUUUGUAAACAACUCAAAAAACAUCUGUUUGAAAUUGAAUCUGCAUGGAAAUUUCUGAAAGAUUUUAUUUCAUUAUGCCAACAUAAUGAUGCUAAUUUAUAUAAUAUUGCAUUUGACCUUGUUUGUAAAAAUCCAAAGGUUGUUUUUAAAUCAAAAGAGUACUUAAACAUAAAAGAAGAUCAUUUAAUCUCUAAAUGGAAUCAAACAGAUUUCAUGGAGUUUGAAAAAACUACACAUAAUUGUAUUCCUCACAUUAGAUUUUUCCAAAUGUCUCUUCAUGAGCUUCAUUUGAUUAAAGCUCAAUAUAAAGAAAUUCUUCCAGAUCUUUCUGAUGAGAUUUUCCAUAAUUUAGAUCCCAAGCACAAUUUUUUACAAAAAAAAAUCCUAAAUUCAGAAGAAAUAAUUGGUGGAUAUAAUCCAUUAGAUUGGCAUAGCAUAGAAUUAAUUAAUAAUAGAAAUAAAAUAUUACCAUCUAAUGUUUAUAAUAAUUAUAGAUGUAAAGUAUUAAAAAGUUUUAUAUUUUCAUUAUUUUCAUUUUCAAAAGGAGCAAUUCCUUGGUUAAGUCAUAUCUAUACUAAGAACAAAGCAAUUGUUUGGUGUAAUAAUAAAGGACCAUGCUUUGGCUUACAAGAUUUGUGA
Cetraspora pellucida is the source of this 873-nucleotide messenger RNA. NCBI's taxonomy places the organism in Eukaryota, Fungi, Glomeromycota, Glomeromycetes, Diversisporales, Gigasporaceae. The record is from the annotation of a GenBank genome assembly.